Molecule: messenger RNA, 1585 nt
Organism: Choloepus didactylus (southern two-toed sloth)
Lineage: Eukaryota; Metazoa; Chordata; Mammalia; Pilosa; Megalonychidae
Gene: OSER1
Product: oxidative stress responsive serine rich 1
Exons: 4
Coding region: 565-1443 (292 amino acids)
Biological process (GO): cellular response to hydrogen peroxide
Source: RefSeq, a predicted model, not a curated record
GUGACGGGGAGGGGCCGUGGCACUGCGCCUCGGCUUCCAGGCGCGGCCUCGCCGCGGGGGGCCUCCUCGGGACACGCCCGUUUCUCGUAGUGUCGCCUCCCGGCUCUGACUGGGCCGCGCUUGGGCCUCUCCGCGCCCGCCUAGCAGUCGCGGCCUGGACCUACCCCGAGCUCCGCUCUCUCGGACCUUCCCGCCUUCCUGUCCUCUCGCGGUCCCCGCCCCGUCUCGUUUCUCCGUCGUCUCCCCCCCAGUCCUAGCUUCCCCUUUUCGUUUUCCUUCGGCGCCCUUUGCCUCUUCCCGCCCUUUCCCGCUUGUCCAAUCUCGUUGGCUGCUCUUCGGCUCCGCUCAUCUCUCCUUCUUCAUCCCUUUAUCCUCGGCCCGACUGUAGUCUCUGGUUUGGGCGGGAGAAGCAUCUUGAGGAGAGAACUUUCCAGCUGGAAACCUCUCGGCGGUGUCCCCAGUCUCCGAGGGCUCUCCAGGUUCUGAUUUUUCCCCCGAUCCUGUUAAGCUGGCGAAAGAUCCAGUGUUAACGGGAACAUCCAUAGUAGUGUAAAAACUUUCACAAUGAAAUCUGAAGCCAAGGAUGGAGAGGAGGAGAGUCUACAAACUGCUUUCAAGAAAUUAAGAGUGGAUGCAUCAGGGUCCAUAGUGUCUCUGUCUGUUGGAGACAGCACAAGUGUUAGAGCAUCAGUCAGAACAGCUGCAGAUGAUACCAAACCUAAAACCACAUGUGCAUCUAAAGACAGUUGGCAUGGGUCUACAAGGAAGUCUUCACGAGGAGCAGUGAGAACCCAGCGUCGUCGACGUUCUAAAUCUCCUGUCCUUCAUCCUCCGAAGUUUAUACAUUGCAGUACAAUAACUUCUUCCAGCAACCAGCUCAAGCACAAAAGCCAAACUGACUCCCCUGAUGGCAGCAGUGGGCUGGGAAUUUCAUCCUCUAAAGAGUUCAGUGCAGGAGAAUGCUGUACUUCUCCUCUUGAUGCUAAUCACACAGGGGCAGUCGUUGAGCCUUUGAGAACCUCAGUUCCAAGGCUUCCAUCAAAGAGUAAGAAGGAAGAUUACUCUGAGGCUACCCGAGUCUCCCAAGCAAGUCUCAAAGCCAAUGAUCUCUCUGACUUUCAGUCUGUUUCCAAGCUAAACCAAGGCAAGCCAUGUGCAUGCAUAGGCCAGGAGUGCCAUUGUAAGAGAUGGCAUGAUAUGGAAGUGUAUUCCUUUUCAGGCCUGCAGAAUGUCCCUCCCUUGGCCCCAGAGCGAAGAUCCAUGCUUGAGGACUACUCUCAGUCGCUCCACACCAGAACUCUGUCUGGCUCUCCCCGCUCUUGUUCUGAGCAAGCUCGAGUCUAUGUGGAUGAUGUGACCAUUGAGGACCUAUCAGGCUACAUGGAAUAUUACUUGUAUAUUCCCAAGAAAAUGUCCCACAUGGCAGAAAUGAUGUACACCUGAGAGCAAGAAGCUAAUUAAUAUGCUUUAAACCAAUGAAGGGUUGUCAAAGAGAUUUAGUUAAUGGCAGACCUUGCGGCCACUUUGUGUGAGAAGACAUCUCCUGCUCACUGUGCUUGCAAUAAAAACAUUUCUUGGCAUCUCA